Porites lobata is the source of this 5114-nucleotide messenger RNA. Lineage: Eukaryota; Metazoa; Cnidaria; Anthozoa; Scleractinia; Poritidae. The record is from the annotation of a GenBank genome assembly.
AUGGCAUGGUUACUGGCAGCUGGUGGUAUAGCAGCCAUUGGUGGCAUUCUUGUUGCAAACUGGGAUUGGUUCAAGAAUAUUCCAAGGCCAGAUUUAGCUUAUCUGAGUGCUAUUAAACUCAAGGCUUUAGAUGGAUCAGGAAAGGAGAUCAUGGCUUCUGACCUCUGGAGAAAUUCGGGUGCAGUCAUUAUGGUCAUUAGAAGACCAGGAUGAAUUUUGUGUAUAGAGGUACUGUAUCACAAAGUGACAAUUUAAGAGAUAUCCUUUAAAAAAAAGAUUAUUUAAAGGAUCUCUUAUAUAGUGCCACCUACAGAAUUCUGGAUGAAAAGGUGUAAUGCGGAGGCAUGCUUGAAUAACUUGCAAAACAGUAGGUAGUGUCUGAGCAAAAAAUAUGCUAGUGUCGAGCAUCAUGUCACCAGGCACAUGUCACUAAAACUUUUCUUUUAUCUACAUGGCGCACACAACACAAAAGACUGUGUUCUGUGAAACAAAUAUGCAGCACUUUGCCAUUGAGCAAGGUGACACGAUAGUGAGAGCAAUGUGACAUACAAUGACACAGUGACAAAACUAAAGAUACAUGUAUUUAUUAACUUAAGUACCGGUAUACUUGGCACAACCUGGCUUUUGUUGCUUUUAGGGGACUGUUGCUCUAAAGAGGAAAACAAGUAAGCUUAAGUGAGCAAGCAAAAUGAUGGGUUUAAUAUGACGAAAAAAAAAUGAUGUUGUGUGUUUGACAACAAUGAACAAAGAACGAAUAAAGUGCAAAUACUGGUCAUUUCUUUUUUCAUUUCUUUGUAAUUUUUCGAUUUUAGGCAGUUUGACGCAGAUUCAAGUGAGAAUACAGAAAAUAAUAAAAUAUAAAAUACAUUCAUGUUUUUUUCUCGUUUUAUUAUAUUCUACAUUUGACGUAAACAGUCAUUAUCUAGUCACAGAAACUCAUCAUUAUUUUUGUUUCUGCAUUCAGUAAGUUUUUUGCUCUAUAAAGCGAUGGUCCUUUAAAAGUAACAAAAACCUACAACUUCCAUGUAGCACUCCUUAUUAGUAUGGUGCUUGGACAAAUAUAAUAGAAUUGGUGGGCCGAGCUAGGGAUCUGUAUGAAAUACAUCAAACACUUACAGGUGUAUCUAAAAGUUUUUGCUUUCCUUUUUUAGGAGGCUUUAGAGCUCUCCUCUCUGAAACCUGAACUUGACAAGAGAGGUAUAAACCUUGUGGGGAUAGUUCAUGAACAAAAAGGUGUGAAGAAGUUUCAGCCAUAUCUAAACUCUCCGAUAUACUUGGAUGAAGAGGUACAACACAUAGCAGGAUAACAUUAUGCGUUUGCUAAAGGCACAACAUUAUCACAUUACUUUAUGUUUAGAGUGGGAAACUUUAAGGAAUUUCUACAGUUUAAUUGUGAAUGAGCAGUUGAUGUUAUUAGAUAAUGUAAACAUCAAUGCAUCCCAAACUCUUAAUCUACUCUUCCUUGGCAACUAUGAUCAUUGGGUGUGUCCCUAUCUGGAUCAGGAUUUAUGAUCCAAGAUCACGGCAGUGGGUCACGGUGCAUCAAAUAAUGAACCAUUGUGUCCUUUUGCACAUGGGAUUCAUCGGUUUCUUUGAUGCACGAUGCAAGUAAUCUUGGAUGAUAAAUCCUGAACUGGAUUAUCCCAAAGGAAUGCACUCUUAAUUCCCCCACCUGUUUAUAACAUUAUUGAUUAAGCCCUGGGUAGAAUAAUACUAUUUUUUGAAGCUCCUUUACGCUAAACCAAGGGGACCACAAGAGUCAUCACGGUAACUAACUGUAGCUUGAUGUUAAACUUUUCAAGUCCCAAUAUCCACAUAAAAAUUUUUCAGAGUGAAGAAUAAGGUGAGAGAAUUUGAUAGAAGAUCAUUGAAGCAAUUUCCCUUAGUUGAUCAUUUUAUUAAUUUUCACUAUCUGUUUUCUUGAUGAUGUAUUGACAUUGUUAGGAGAAUGUUGGUAUUGGUCACCCAUGCCCAGGACAAAUAGUCCUCCAAACUAUUUGACCCUGGAUUAUAAUAUUCAGUUACAUAUCCAGGGCCAGGUGGUUCAAAGGACAAUGAGAUCUCAAAACUGAUUAUGCAAGGACAUUUUUGUUGUGUCUGUGUUCUUGAGAUGGUUGUUGAUGGUUUUUUGCUUUCGUUUUUUUUUUUGCAGAGAAAAUUUUACGGUCCAGAGCAGAGAUGGAUGCUCAUUAGUGGUAAGAAAACAAUAUUAUUUCGUCAAAACAAUUUUUGUAGCCAUAAAACUAAGUACAAGAUGUGCAGCGUUACAACGCUCAGAGUGGUCUCCCAUGUAAUAGCACAGUUAUACAUGGCAGUGAGAAAAGGUUUUAAAGUACAUUUAAUUGCAAUGCAAUGUGUAUUCAUCUUUUUAAAAAGUGAAGACGUUACAACAUUAAGGUAAAGUAACUUUCACCUGUGAACGUAGCCUGCAUUCAGAGGUCUCCUAUUUCCUCAUUACCCAAAGUCUUGGGAAACCGGAACAUGAUGAGCAAUCCUUGGUUUGCAACCACGUGACAAGGCGCCCAUGUUGGGGGUCAAAACAACAGAAUUUUUUCUCGAAGAAUUUACGAGUUCCCAGAGGAGAAAAAUGGCCGCCGUGACAUCACGUGGAAACCAGCAAUGGUGUUAUGCAGACGUCCAUUUUCCUCUUGCAACAUAGGAAACAGGAGAGGUCUGCACGCAGGCUGUCGCUUCUCACCACCCUUCUCUCGGCGUGUGAAACAAAAGCCAAGCGGCUAUGCUCACACUUAUACUGUAUUGCUUUUUGUGCCGACACGAAAAUCUCUCUAGCCUGUGUACAGACCCCCUCUCCCCUCAGGUUUUUUUUUCUGAGGGAAGGGGUAGGGGGUCUGUACACUGGCUAAAAUCUAUCCGGUAUAGUGUGUACACCUAACGGGAUAUGUGACUCUCCACUUUAGAGAUCGGUGUGGUGCCGUCAACAGAAGCUCUAUCCAGUAUGAUUUUCAUGCUGUUGCCGACAAAAGCCUACCCUGGGUACCGGAGGUUUUUCCUCGCGCGCGUCGGGGAGCUUCGUUUCGUCGGCCGAAGGCCGAAGACACGAGCGGCGCGGGUCACUUUUUAAGACUUGACCGAAACCGGAAACCGCGCAUGAAAAGCCUCUGGCACCUAGGGUAGCAAAAGCCAUCCAGUACAGUGUGAACUUAGCCUAAAGUUAACAUGCUAUCAGGCGUUCUUUUUUUGCAGAGGAUGGGGAAAGGCCUUUCAAACAAAAAAGGAAAAAGACCGCUCGAUCGCAGAUAAGGUUAAAGUAGGUACAUAUGAUAUUGCAUUUGAAUCUGAUUUCUUUGCAGGAUUUUUUCGCAUCGGUGUUUGGAAGGCAGGCCUCCGAGCUUUGCGCAAAGAUAUUGUAUGGGAUCUUAAAGGAGAAGGCCGGAUUUUAGGUGGUGUUUUUGUAAUUGGACCUGGAGAGCAAGGAAUUCUACUUGAUCACCUAGCUAAGGACUUUGGCGAUGAAGUUGAUCCAAAAGAUGUUAUGACUGCCGUUGAGAAAAUUAAGUACUAUAGUACGGAAAAGUCUCAGUUGUAAUCAGAUGUCCUUAUAGACACUUAAAGGGGCUAUGCCAUGAGGACAUUGCUGUUUUUUAAUCUGUUCUGAAGUUAUCACUUAGUUCCUUUAUCCAUGCACAAAAUGCUCCAGUUUUGUGUAGAAGAUAUCAAACAAGUUUCAUUAGGGAGCGCUUACCAUGAUUAUUUUUUUGGUGAAUUUUGCACGCUGAGCAUGUAAUCUUGGGGAAAAAAAAUGCCCAAUUUUUUAAAGUUUCAAUCCAUGUUCAUCUUUACCAUUUGUUGCAAGAGACGACAGGAAACAGUGUCAGUGCCUAGAUGUAGUAUUAGAUAACAAAACUGGAGCAUUAUUUUUGGAAUUCAAUUAAUGUGAAGACACGUCUUAGCGGUUUACGUUCCUUUCGAUACAAGUUUAUUCAGUUUAGGCGUAACUGACUUAAACUAUAUACUUAAAAUUAUCGAAAUUGAGUUCGUAUCGAAACGACUUUGUAUCGAAAUGACUUUGUAUCGAAACGACCGAACUCCGUCUUAGCUUUACAAAAAGAUACCAAAUAGCGUGACAUAGUCCCUUUAAACAGAUCUCGAAAUGAAUAAUGAUUAAGUCCAACUCCUGCAAAAAGAUUCUAACGAGGAGUUUAUUUUACUUAGAUGGUGAGGGGCAGGGUUUUUUUAAAAGCCCAUUUUCUUUGUAUUAAAGUAUGAAUAUUUUUUAAGUAAAGGGUUCAACGAAAGAACCUUGUCUCUGUAAGCAAUGAAGUUUGGAGUGCAACUCUUCGAAGCAUCCGGUCAAUACAGUACGUUGGCUCCAGAGGUUUGUUAUCAAGAUCUAGAAUAGGAUUUUUUUAGAUCCAACGACGCGACGGCAACGAGAACGUCAAAAAACGAUAGGUUUAGUAGGCAAAACAACAGCUUCACACGUGCAUCACGCUUUUUUGAACAUUUCUUUGCCGUUUUUGGACGACUUCGACGUGAACAUACCUAAUUUCGCGUUUUAUGGAGAACGUAAACAAGCAACAACGAAUUUAUAUUUCUCUGAGGGGGGUUCGCUUACAUUUGACAAAGAAAGUGGGUAGGAAUAGUCGCGAUAAGGACUUAAAGAACGCAUAUUCUUUUUUUAAGCGACGUUCUCGUUGCCAGCGCGUCGUUGGAUCUUACAAACUGUAAAGACCCUAACGUGAUAACCCACGUCCACGAUUUGCACUUGAAAAAGCCUCCGAGAUGGGUUUUUCGUCGGUGCGUUGCACCUCGUCGCAAAAUUUUUAUUUAAAACUAGUCACAUCCGCGUAUACCAUUUGUGACUGAAUAAAUUACUGAUCUAGCUGGACAGUCCUGAUUAAUGGUGGAAUUCUCCGUAAGAUUUGACUGGUUUGGCCAGCGAGUUUUGACAAAUGGAAAACGCCCUGGUUUUUCGAAGCGUUUUUGUUUCAAUUAGAUUAUCUUGAAAAUCAAUGGCUGUAUUAAACCGGCGCGGCCACAUAUAAAGCUUAGUAAGCACAAAAACACCUUAAAGUAAGCAUGUGAUAUGGUAGAUUAAUCUAUUUACAUGUCCUUUUAAUGUCAGAUAAACAUUUAAUUUUGUUUGGGGCUAU